AUGGCGCAUCGCGAGCGAGGCUUGAUCGGUGCCGUUCAAGUUUCCCAGAAGUGCUACAACACAAGUUUGAGCACCUUUGAGAUCCUCAGAUCGAGCUCGGGCUCGGCCGAGGUUGAUAGAGAGGGCUGCAGGGCCGGUACCACCUGGGGCGUGCACAAUCUGCUGAUCGCCGAUCCACCUAUUUCUUCGCUCUGCCCGAGCUGUGCCCGUGCGAGUGGUUUAUAUAACCCAGCUUUCCAUGGGUAUCUUCGCCAAUCCUCACUGGUGAUCGCACGAUGGAAGCGAGUGGAGAUCCGAUUCGCUCGUCCUCACUGUGGCGAGUGCCCGACGUAA
Molecule: messenger RNA, 333 nt
Organism: Prorocentrum cordatum
Lineage: Eukaryota; Dinophyceae; Prorocentrales; Prorocentraceae
Source: the annotation of a GenBank genome assembly